Molecule: messenger RNA, 3120 nt
Organism: Gregarina niphandrodes
Lineage: Eukaryota; Apicomplexa; Conoidasida; Eugregarinorida; Gregarinidae
Exons: 2
Coding region: 1-3120 (1039 amino acids)
Source: RefSeq, a predicted model, not a curated record
AUGUACGUGUCAUAUGAAGCGACGGGGUUGCAGGGUUAUGUGGCACGGGAGCUCCAACAUCAACUGCGAGUACAAGGGACGGUAAUAUCGAUCUAUGUGCUGAAUGAAAACAAACGUCGACGACACGAAGCGACGACUGAGCUCACGGAACGAGAACGUUCGCUACUGGAUAAAGGCAAAGACUGGCACCAAUGGCCCGAUAGUGGUCCUCCAAAUGAUCUGGGCGGCGGUCUUGGAACUGAAGGUUUGGCAGCAGGAGGCGUUGGGGUUGAAGCUCUGGGGACCGAAGGCCAGCCUGGAGACCAGAUGCGAGGUGAAAGGAUGCUAUGGUUUCGAAUAAUCCAGGACGGUCGCAUCUGUGCGUCGGUGGAGGAGUUACGGAGACUCCAAAGCUGCCCCUACGAGCUGGUAACGAGACAGGGGCUGCUGAAUGUAUUUUCAUCCGAGUUCGUAGAGACCGUCGGCAGCUUGGUGUGCACGACUGUCUCGGAGGAAGCUGUCACCUUUCUCUCCUUCUUCUACGGACACUUGCGGUCAAGCAUCCAGCUACACACUGCCCUCAGCCACUCCACUAAGGCAGACCCCUGCGCUGUCGCCAAAGCUAUCAAGGUCCAAUGGCACGGCGAAUGCGACUCACGGAAACGACCUUCCAACCCGGAACUGUGGGUGGACUCCAAUUCGGAUAUAAACUGCGGCGGUCUACCACUUCUAUUCCUUGGAAGCAGUGCCAACAGACUUAUGCCGUUGAUAGUUCGUGAUCUUUGGGGCAAUGCUUGUCGUAACACGCGAGCAAUGCUAUGGGAGUCGCUAUAUGUGAACCAUUUGCUUGGAGUGCACAGUGCUAAUGGGAGUAAUGGAGGAGAUAUUCAUGUUGCUGGUGCUGUCUUAUCUGCGGGAGCCUGUUCGCCGUUUUCUGUGUGGUUUAAUGAAAUGAUUUCUGCGUCUUCGACCACGAUAGCUUUAAAGCAUGCUGAGCGUCACGUAUUUGAUAUCAACAAGUCGAUGAGGACGGUUCGUGUGGAAGCACGACAGACUGGAGGCCGCGUGGACAGUCAUUUGUUCAUGUUGUUGUUUGGCGGGAAGCGUUUAUCACGAAAGAUUGUAAUCACUCCGUUAAUCGAUUCCUUGCCCAACCGAACUUUGUUGGGUCGGUUAUGCCCACAGUUUGACCAACCAUGGGAUCACUGCAACAGUACAUGUCAUCAAAGUACAGGCCAGCGGCAGGAACUCUGUGGUGGAGCGAUGCAUGCCGAUUUCGUAUCCAUAUCUACAGGGACCACAAGAAUCGCCACUUGUUCUAUAGGUAGCGAUAGAACAAGUGGCGAUACUACCUGUACAACAGGUAGCGGUGGAACAUGUGGCGAUGAGGAGUUUGAUGAGAAUAUGUUGGUAAAGUCGUUGAAGGAAAGUUGGUUCAACAGCAUCGACACGCACAACAUUAUCUUGCUGCCGCUUUCUCUGACUAACACUCUAAGUGUCUUGCUGCUGCUGCAGUUGGUGUGGCUCUCGGUUCCGAUGUUGCGGGAAAGAGCUCAGAUAAUCAUCGUUAAUCCGAAUUCAACUCUUUUAAACAACACUAUCCGAUUAUUGAUUGAUGCACUCUCAUAUGAGAUUCGCGACUUGUUCGUUUGCACCAAGAACUAUCUCGUGUCCAAUCUGCUGGACGGAUUCCAGAACAGGAAGAAGGAUAAUAUCUACACCAAAUAUGUUGACAAUAUCAACCUGCUGCCAGACGUAUUGGCCAAAGGCGCUCCCUUGAAAUUGAUCGUUUCGUCCCCCGAGAGUAUAGAGGAAGGCUGGACGAAAGACAUCUACUACAGAUACAUUCACCGCAACCCUGCUGCAAAACUACUUGUUUCAUCACCUCACAAUAACGGUGUUAUGACCACUGCGCCAAACGCCAAACCCAAUGACCAAUACAAUGACACACCACCGCCCGACGCAAUGUGCGAUGGGAUAAACCACCACCAGUCACACGACCAAUCAGACGACCCGCUAAACGACCAGCCAAACAAUCGGGGGAACCGUCAAGCACAGUCAACGAAGAUGCUACUCAAAACCAUCUAUAAUAUUGCUCGGAAUGCUGACGAUGCCCGUAAUGACGCUGACAUUCUUCGACAGGCAGCCCAGAUCGACGCUUAUUUUACAGCGCUGCUUGAGAACGAAUUUUACAAAGAAAUCAAUGACGCUAUGAUGCAGGAACAGGAGGCUGCAUCUAGCGAAUACAACCCUAACUGUCGUCCCACCAAUAUGUCCUUAAAAGAUGAUGUCAACAGCAUCUUUGAGAACCUUAAAGACAUAAGAAAGGCUGUUAAGCAAACCAUAAACGUGAAAAUGCCCACCGCCUGGGACGAUCUGGUGGUUGCAAAUCGGCUGAUUCCAUUCGACCGAGCAUUUGGGUCAUACAAGUUAGAGGAAAAUACGGAUAGUCAUUAUUCUUGCGCCAUCGAACGUGUGUUCAAACGAAUUCCGACUGGAAUUCAGUUCACGAAAUCGCUUUUCAGGACGGCAAAUCUGCAUAUAGAGGGAUCCCAUGAAGCCCCUGUCUCCACUGGCCUGCUUCCCCUGAUUCAAAUUCCGGUGGCUGUCUGUGGUUUAGAGAUGCUGAAGGCGAAAAUGACGGACGUGCCCUGGCCGCCCGGGAGUCCUGGUCGAUGCGUGUUAUCCAACCACGAGAUUCAGCGCGUUCCCGUAGAGCACAAGCAGAGAGUGAUUUUGGACAGUUCGUCUGCCCCAGCGAGUUCGUCUAACUGGUUGUUGGGGAUCUUGAAGGGACUUGGCGAGGCAAUGAAGGGGGGUGAGCAGCAAAGUCGGAAAGUUACACGACGAGCCUUUGACAACGCAGUCUUGCCCUCACUACACACUGCGCUUCCUGUCCCCUCGACCGAUGAGGCACAAGGCACAAUGUUGGUGAAAGACUUGCCACCGGUCCAGAAAAUCGUCAAUUCAGUGUAUCACGAAUUCGUCAGCACUAUGUCUCUAAAGUCGGCGGACAGACCGCGUCUGGCGACAACCACUCACAACAGCAUCAAAACUGUCCACGUCAAAAGCAACAACAUUGGUGUGGUGCAACUGGGGGUCAUUGCGUCCAUUGUUAAAGGCAGCAGCAAAAUUAAUUAG